AUGAUUGCUUAUAAUGCGUGUUCGUCUUCUCCCGAUUUUGUUUCGUAUUGCAACGAUCGCCUGAAAAGCUUUUUGCCCAUUUUCCUUGACAUCGCUACUGCCGAAAUAAAAUCUUACGAUAUAUCUGAUGAUGAUAUUGCUUACUAUUCCAAUGCAAUACAGUACAACUUGCAGGGAGGAAAACUCAUACGAGGAUGGUGUGUAGAACUUCUACAAACAGCAUUUCUGGUAGCUGAUGACAUUAUGGACAAGAGUAUUAUGCGAAGAUCAAACGUUUGCUGGUACAUGGUUCCAACGGUUGGCAUUUCAAAUGCCGUGAACGACACCAUGUUUCUGAAUACCUUAGUUCAUCGCAUAAUCGCUAAUCAACUGAAAGACAGUAAAUAUCUGGUGACAGUCAUGAAUCUAUUCACCGAGGUUUCGAUGAUUACCAUUCUUGGGCAACACAUGGACACAUACGACGCCAUGGAUGCCUCAUUAUUCGACACCCCUACAGGAGCUACAUCGCUGUAUUAUCGUAUUUGCAAGAAUAAAACGUCAUAUUAUACAUUUUUUCUGCCAAUAAAACUGGGGAUGAUUGUAUCAGGAAUCGACCAAGGCAACAUAAACUACAGCAAACUGGAAUCCGUUUCGUCACUGUUAGGACACUUGUUCCAGGCUGCAGUGGCAAGGAGGGUACCGAUAUACAAACAAAGAAGUGUACGUGGCUCCUUGCGACAAGGUAAUGUAAAGGGUUUACCUAACAGAUCUCACAGCCAAAUCAAUGACAUAAGAAGCAAGGAUUUUGGCGCCUUUGCUGACGGAAGCUGCGUCCCAAGAGCCUUUGAGAGUUUCUGUAGAAUGAAGCCGUUAGGAAUGGCCUACAUGCAGAUGAGUGAUGUUGAAUAUACAUCAAGCUGCACUUACAGAGCCGUUUUCAUACUCUUUUACGGUCGCUUCAGGUUCGUUUAUGAGGCGUGCAAGGGAUUGCUGGGUGAGACCCUUCGCCAGCCUUGCCUUUUGUAA
Messenger RNA from Babesia ovata, 1005 nucleotides. RefSeq names its product farnesyl pyrophosphate synthetase. Gene Ontology annotation, biological process: trans, trans-farnesyl diphosphate biosynthetic process. The coding region runs from base 1 to 1005 and encodes 334 amino acids. Lineage: Eukaryota; Apicomplexa; Aconoidasida; Piroplasmida; Babesiidae. Gene Ontology annotation, molecular function: dimethylallyltranstransferase activity; (2E,6E)-farnesyl diphosphate synthase activity. The transcript has 9 exons. Gene Ontology annotation, cellular component: cytoplasm. The record is from RefSeq and is a predicted model, not a curated record.